This is a messenger RNA of Pleurotus ostreatus (oyster mushroom), 1185 nucleotides long. RefSeq lists its product as uncharacterized. The transcript is spliced from 12 exons. Lineage: Eukaryota; Fungi; Basidiomycota; Agaricomycetes; Agaricales; Pleurotaceae. The record is from RefSeq and is a predicted model, not a curated record. Bases 1 to 1185 code for a protein of 394 amino acids.
AUGGUGCCUUCUAGCCUCGAUGUAUACUUCGCCGCAGUGCGGGACAUCCAGACGACGCGAUAUGCGCAAUUGGCCUCGAGCUCGAUCAUCAUAUUUGAUCAUUUGGCGACAUUCAGCGAUGAGGUCGAGCUAAUCUGGAGUUCUUCUUGGUCCAUUGGAAAAGUCUUAUUCAUCAUCAACCGGUAUUAUGGUCUGGCUUCCGUAAUAAUGAACAACUAUGGCUUGUUUAGUCCCCAUCUGACGGACACAGUGAGCGAACAUUUCUUCCAGUGGCAAGGCUGGACAGGGCUAGUAGCUUGCAUGAUUGCGGAAGUUAUCCUCCAAAUGCGACUUUAUGCACUCUACUUCCUCAACAAGAAAGUCCUUGCGGUCAUGAUCCUUGGUUUCAUUAUAUCGUCGACAUUGUCAGCUGUCGUGAUGGGAACCAUACUGUCCGGAAUUACCGCCCAUGCACACGCUGUCCCCGGAGUCCGCUUUUGCAUACCGAACCAAAUUGGAGAUCACUUCUUUCUAUUUUGGAUCCCAGUUCUAUGUUUUGAAAGCUUGCUUGUCGCCCUCGCUCUAUUCCGCGGUUUCCAAGGCGCUCUCUCCGAUGGAUCACUGUUUAGAAGCGGUCGGGCGUUGGUGAAUGUACUGAUAAGAGACUCAGUGCUGUAUUUCCUGGUAAUGUUCGCGACCUAUUUAACGAACAUGUUAGUCUGGAUCGGAGCCCCUCAAAGUCUUCUUGAGGUACCUAUCGGAUUCAGUGUUGCGAUGUCCUGCGUCCUGGGUAACCGCAUUAUCCUCAAUGUUCGCCGUACCACCCGUGACGCCGAGCUGGCGAAAGCCGCACGGGACGAAGCGCUAGCCUCCCACCUUACCUCCUCCCAAGUGCACAUCUUCAGCCCCAGCCAUUCCUCCAAGUCGCACUCGAUACGCGUCCCCUCCCGCCCAAAACAUCACCGCAAACACGAGCUGUCCACUGCCGAUACCAGCUUCUUCUCCCCUCCCCUCCCAGACGAGCCGGAGUACCUUUCGAUGCAUGUGAAUGUGGAUGUCGAAGUAUUCCAUCCAGAUACCCAAGUGCGCACGGUACUCAGUGAUGUCGAACUGACGGAACUGCGGUCUAUGCGGACGGAGCUCCAGUCAUGGUCAGAUCGCGGCCGCGGGCAUCCACCUAGUCAUCAGAUAGGGUGGGCAAUAUGA